GUAAGCACGCAUUUCCGGGAGCUUGAGACGGGCACCUCGGGUCCAAGGGUAAACAGAGUUAACGUCUCUUUUGCGCAUGCGUCCGUACGCCUUUGUCCUUCAUACCCACUGUGGUUUGAAAGGGUGAGGAGAAACGGAAUUGAGGUAUUUUGUCCCUUUUCAGCAGCCGGAGCAGCGACGGAAUGACGCAAAUAGACGUCCCGCCCAGAUAAGGACAAGCGUCGUCCUUGACGUAACAAUCUCCUUUCUGGGCCGUGAAGCCGGCUGCCUCCUUUGGGUCGCCAUUUUUGCUGCUGCCGCCGGCUCCUCUCGAGAUGAAGAUCUGGAGCUCAGAACACGAGUUUGGAUUUUUCCACCGAGUGAACUGCCCUAAUGUGCUCCUUAUUUCAAGCAAAAGUUACAGAUAUCUAGAGCAAAGGGCACAACUUCCUUUUCCAAGACAUCCAUGGGAUACUGUAAUAAAAGCUGCUAUGAGAAAAUACCCCAAUCCUAUGAACCCAUCAGUAGUUGGAGUUGAUGUCCUGGACCGAAGACUUGAUAAUCAAGGGAGGUUGCACAGUCACCGACUACUUAGCACUGAAUGGGGUCUACCAAGUAUUGUGAAAGCGAUUCUGGGAACAAGUAGAACUGUUACAUACAUUAAGGAACAUUCUGUGGUUGACCCAGUGGGGAAAAAAAUGAUACUGAGUUCUACAAAUAUAACACUUACGAAUCUUGUAUCAGUGGAUGAACGAUUGGUUUAUACACCCCACCCUGACAACCCUGAAAAAACUCUGCUAACUCAAGAAGCAAUUAUUACAGUAAAAGGUGUUAGUCUCAGUAGUUAUUUGGAAAGUUUAAUGGCAAGCACAAUAUCCUCUAAUGCCAGAAAGGUGCCCCAUCAGAAGCAGGCGGGGCGCAGAAUCUGGGGUGCCUGCGCAGCACCUGUGGGAUUGAGCCACAGGUCGAGAAGCCUUGGAAUGGGUGAUUAGCGAACUAACUUCAACACGAGACAGCGUGAAGUCGGCAAUGGCAGCAGCUUCAAUGGAGGAUUGCUAAACUGAAAAGUAUUAUUUUUCCAUCAGAUUUUUUUUUUUGCCAAAAUGGAUACUCCGUAGAUUUUUAAUAUAUAUUUGUUUAUAUGGAAGACUUAACAGGACAAAAGCUACAUGGUUUCAAUAUGUAUUGAAGCAUCCUGUUUGUCUGCACUGCAAAUUGACAUAACGACAUGUAUAGAUUUUCCAUGUUUUUAACUUGAACUGCUGACUUCUCCAGAGGAUGGAGACCUCAAACCCCACAGAAGUUACAUGGAUUUCAAACUGUUGGAGUGGGUUGAGGAAUCUGAGUCUACCUAAAUACCAAGCUGUGCCUUGAUAAAAGAGCUACUGUAAGGGAAUAGAUUCCAUUUUAUAAUCUGCCCUUUGUGCUUGAUACUUAAUAUUUAUUUUCUUUUAAAUCUGGCUACAGUUCUGCAAUGGAUGUGGUAUAAAAAGCACUGGGGAUUUUGCCAGUAUCUAAUGCCUAGUUAAGUUUGGGGGAAGGGGGAGAUGACACAGGACAUUGGCAAAGGUAUGUUCUCAGAGACUGCUUCAGGUAUAGGCAACCCAUGGUCUUCCAAACACUUUUGCAUACAACCUCCAUCAUCUACAGUUAGCAAGACCAGCAGUCAGGGAUGAAGGGAAUCCAAAGCAUCUGGUGACCACCAGAUUGCCUAGCCCCACUGCAUCGAAUUUUAUAGCACAGUCCAUUUGUUUUAGUGGAACCUUCAUGGGAGAUCUGAGCAAGCCUCACCGAAAUAAUGGCUAGCUGUGCAGCCAUGCUCCCUUUUGGAUCACACUCAGUUGGAGACCUCCUGAACCUCAGGUGUCAUAAGUACUAGGUUAUUUUGCACUGUGUAAAUGCAGAGUCUGAACAAGGUGUACCAAAAUUGUACCUCUAUUUAUGCUUAAACUACUGAGAAGAGCAGAGAAAUUGUCAUUUUUCUGAUGUAAAAUGGUGGAAUAUCAUUUGGCCCUAUUGAUUCAGUAGGUAAUUUAUUUUCAUAUGUAUGAAUUAUUCAUUCUAUUCUCUUAUAUAAAGCUAAUUGAUACCUCA
Pogona vitticeps (central bearded dragon) is the source of this 2073-nucleotide messenger RNA. RefSeq names its product PRELI domain containing 3A (gene PRELID3A). Gene Ontology annotation, cellular component: mitochondrial intermembrane space. The record is from RefSeq and is a predicted model, not a curated record. NCBI's taxonomy places the organism in Eukaryota, Metazoa, Chordata, Lepidosauria, Squamata, Agamidae.